Chelonus insularis is the source of this 680-nucleotide messenger RNA. RefSeq lists its product as uncharacterized. NCBI's taxonomy places the organism in Eukaryota, Metazoa, Arthropoda, Insecta, Hymenoptera, Braconidae. The coding region runs from base 97 to 585 and encodes 162 amino acids. The record is from RefSeq and is a predicted model, not a curated record. The transcript has 4 exons.
AUGCUAUCACAUGGAACAGCUAUAAGUAUAGCUAACACCAAAUUUGCAUGUUAGAAUUUUGAAAUUACUUCCAUCGUUUGUUCUAAUAUUUUUAUCAUGAAAGUCAUUUUACUCCUUUUUUCUAUUUUUGUUGUUGCUCAAUGUACAACGUACGACGGAGAUAUAUAUAGUCUUGAGUCUAAAAAUCAAUCAUCAUUGUUAGUUGAUGCUUCAAGUGGUUACACUGCUAAUGAUGCAUCAUCCAUCUACAGUAUUACAGUAAUGCAACCUCUUUUCGUGGAGCCAUUUGAGGUUGAAUAUGAAUACCAAGAUGAAGGAGGUAAUUGUUUAACUAAAGGAAAAAUUACAUCAUGUGAUGCCAAUCCUUCAACUCCAAGUGGUGCUGCUAUGAAUGUUGCACUAAGAAUUCUAGCAAGUAAAGAUGCAUCAUGUCCACUGAUGCCUGGAGACUAUAAAGUACCUGAUGAAUUCAGACUUGAGGGCGCAGAAUUGGGACCAGAUGCUUUGGAUGUGGAGACAAUAUUACUUUGUCUUAAUAUGCAACAAGUACUGUAUGGUGAAGUAUAUUUGAAUAAAGUCAAAUAAAUAAUUAAAAAAUCGUUUAAUCACGUGUGUUUGACAUUAAAAAUAUGUAAUUGAUUAUAAAUAAAAAGUGUUCAAAGAUCCGGUUAAUUUGGUUA